GAUUAAUAAGCACUAAACAUUUUGUUCGAAAAUACUUAAUUAAGUACCAUUCCUCAAUUUUAAAUGUUUUGCUGGUAAUCUUUUAGGUUAUACUCAAUUUAUAAACAACUACGACUUUUCGUAUAAAUUGGAAAUUGAUGCUAAACUAAUUUUUGAAUAUGAUUUUUAAUAGACAUUAUAUGGGUCUAAGACAUUAUGCUGCAUUUGUACGACUGAAUUCCACAGAACAAAUUGAAUACCUAAGAUCUGUUUUGAAUAAUGGUGAAAAAGAUUGGACUAUUAUUAAAGAAAACCUUCUUAAAAAGCGUGGAAAUUACAAUGGAAAAAAUAUAGAUGCCAUGAUGUUGAAGGUAAUGGUUAGGAGUAGUAAAUUUGAUGCUGCCUUCAAAUUUGCAGACUAUUUAAAAGCAAAUAAUACUGAACUAUCUUUAGGUGCCACAAAUGGCCUUCUGAUACUGUACCAUAACUAUGCUAAAGAAAACAGUCUUUCUAAUAAAGAAACAGGAUUUAUAUUAGAUUCAUAUAAACGAUUAUAUGAUAAAUAUAGAAUACUAGAUUCUUCUACUGCAGAGAACUUAUUACAUGCAUUAUGUUCUAUAUGUGAGUGGAAGAAAUGUCUGAGAGUUUUAGGUGAUAUAAAAGAAAGUGGUAAACCCACCCAUUCUGCAUACAGCACAUUAAUUGGUACACUGUUCAAAAUAAAUAAAAAAAUUGAAGCUCUUAAAAUAAUUAAUAUGAGUGUCAUUGAUAGACGUCCCCUUCAAGAUUAUCCUUAUGAGGAAUGGAUUAAAUAUAUUUUUAGGAAAUAUAAAGAUACAAAAACUAUUGUAAAAUAUUUGGAUGAAAUUUGUGCACAUAUUAAACACAGUGGUAUUCCAAUCACCAAGUAUACAGCUGAUAAAAUAAAAGAUGCUUAUUCAGAAUUGAAGUGGGAUGCUAAGUAUACUACAAUAUUAAGAAAAAAUGGUGAAUGUACUACAUGUCGUGAAAGACUGGAAUGUAUGAAAUUAACACCAGAUGAGUUUACAUUACUACAAAACAAUGUAAGGGAAAAACUUAUAGUAGGCUCUGAUUUAUUUUUAAAAUCCUCACCUCAAGAACUAGAACGGUUUCAAAACUUUUUAAACCAAACAGCACCAUAUGACAUUGUUAUAGAUGCUUUAAAUAUAUGCUAUAUAGCAAACCAAAAUAUUAAGGAUCGUCUGCAAGUUUUAAAGUAUGUAGUAAAUCAUUUUUCUAAUGAAAAUAUGAAAAUUUUACUGUUGGGUAGGAAACACAUGAUGAAGUGGAAUAGAGGGGGGUUGGAAUAUCUCAUGAAAAGAUGCUUAACUUUUUUCACGGAUGAUUUAUCACAAGACGAUCCAUAUUUCAUAACCGCAGCGAUAAUGAGCGGAACUCAUACGGAUAUUGUAUCUCGUGAUUUGCUACGAGGACACCGUUUUGUAUUGAAACAAGAUGAUCUUAGAAUGAUCUUCCAACGGUGGCAAUGGGAACAUCAGUGGAAGGUCUUUGGCAACAAGCGAGGCCCGUUUAUUCAGUCCCCAUUACUGUUCACACCGUGUGCCCAAAAGAACUCUGACAUUUGGCACAUCCCAUACGAUGCUGAAUACGCCUCAACCGAAGGAAAAGUUAAUGAUGGAGUCCCUGACUGCUCGACGUGGUUGUGUAUGAAACCAAAUUCUGUUAAAAAAUAAAGAUGUUGAAUGUA
Molecule: messenger RNA, 1708 nt
Organism: Pieris brassicae (large cabbage white)
Lineage: Eukaryota; Metazoa; Arthropoda; Insecta; Lepidoptera; Pieridae
Gene: mldr
Product: mitochondrial ribonuclease P catalytic subunit
Exons: 5
Coding region: 159-1694 (511 amino acids)
Biological process (GO): mitochondrial tRNA 5'-end processing; tRNA 5'-leader removal
Cellular component (GO): mitochondrion; mitochondrial ribonuclease P complex
Molecular function (GO): ribonuclease P activity; protein binding
Source: RefSeq, a predicted model, not a curated record